AUGCAUCAACGCACAUUACUCUCCGCCUCUCGCGGUGUUCUCCUUUCCCGCCGUGCUUCUUUAGCGUAUCUCACCUGCAAAUCAUGCCGAACGCGCUUGAACUUCGGCUUCUCUGCCCGGCGAUCCCUCGCAACACUCCCGAACCUCCCUCUUUUUCGCGCCCUGAAGAACCACGAUCCCGCCAGCCUCGCGGUAGUACAUAACCCGUCGUUUCGGUCAUUUACAUAUGGGAACCUUGUCGCGGAUGUUGUCCAGGCGCAGGAUCGGCUUUUGAAGUCAUCUGGUAGCGGGCGCGAUGGGCUGCGAGGGGAACGAGUCGCAUUUCUUGCGGAGAAUAGCUAUGACUACGUAGUGAUGCUUCUUUCGAUUGUUGCUAGCGACGCAAUUGCCGUUCCAUUAUCGACGGGGUUUCCGAUCCACGAGUUGAAGUAUAUCAUGGAUAACUCUCAGGCAGGGAUGCUGGUUGCUACGAAGCGGUAUGAAGAUAUAGCGCAGAAUAUAAUGGACGGAGGCUUAGAUCGCCAGCCUAUCCUUGAUGUGCGGAGCAAAAUUACGGCUGGUGCGUCCGGGAUUGGGGUUAUAGAACUGGAAGGUUUGGAUGGGGUAAACGGCGGUAUGAUGCUGUAUACGUCUGGGACGACGAAUCGUCCGAAAGGCGUUUUGAUUCCGCAGUCUGCACUCGCGGCGCAAGCCGCUUCUCUGGUAGAAGCGUGGAAAUACAGUCCGGAUGACAGGCUUCUGCACCUUCUCCCACUGCACCACAUCCACGGAACAGUGAACGCGAUUCUCACGCCAAUUCUAUCAGGCUCAUCAAUCGAGUUCAUGUUCCCAUUCAACCCCACUGCGGUAUGGAAACGGCUUGCCGAGCCCUUUUUACCAGAGGGGACGAGAGACAAAAUCACAUUCCUCAACGCCGUACCAACUAUUUACAAUCGCCUCCUAUCAAUCUAUCCCACUCUCCCUCCGGAAAUCCAGCAAGCAGCGAAGAUCGGCAUCUCCCCCGAACACCUGCGGCUCAACAUCUCCGGCUCCGCAGCACUUCCUACCCCAACGAAGAAAGCCUGGCAGAAUGUCAGCAACGGCAACGUCCUCCUCGAGCGCUAUGGCAUGACUGAAGUCGGUAUGGCGCUUAGCUGCGGACUCGACUUCGCGGAUCGCGUCGACGGCAGCGUCGGCUGGCCUCUACCUUCCGUUGAAGUCCGACUCGUAGACACCGACACAAACGAGGUCAUCCAUCCUGGCGAAGAAACAGACGCUAGUGGAAGAAUUCGUGAAGGAGAAAUCCAGCUCCGUGGCCCAACCAUCUUCCGCGAGUACUGGGGCAACGAAAAAGCGACAAGAGAAACGUUCGCUCCGGACUCUGACGGUAAGGGGUCUUGGUUUAAAACCGGUGAUGUCGCGACCCGCCGUACCGUUGAAGCUGCUGGCCGGGAAAUGAGUGGCGAUUGGGCGAAGGGGCCUAUGUACUUCAUUCAAGGCCGGCGCAGCGUAGACAUUAUCAAGAUUGGCGGGGAGAAAGUCAGCGCAUUGGAAGUUGAGCGGGAGUUGCUAUCUCUGCCGCAAAUCGCAGAGGCAGCCGUUGUCGGUCUUCCUUCCGAGCAAUGGGGCCAGAAAGUCGUAGCGAUCGUCGUGCUUAAUACCGAGGUUGCCGCGCAAACAGGCCGCAACGGGAAACCCUGGGGCGCGCUAGAUAUGCGUCGCGCCCUGAAAGAUCGUUUGGCGGGGUAUAAGUUGCCGUCUGAGAUGAAGGUUUUGGACGGGGCCAUUCCGCGAAACGCGAUGGGGAAGGUUAAUAAGAAGAUGCUUGUUAAGGAGGUUUUUGGGGUUUAA
This is a messenger RNA of Aspergillus mulundensis, 1830 nucleotides long. RefSeq names its product acyl-CoA synthetase. Gene Ontology annotation, biological process: fatty acid metabolic process. The record is from RefSeq and is a predicted model, not a curated record. NCBI's taxonomy places the organism in Eukaryota, Fungi, Ascomycota, Eurotiomycetes, Eurotiales, Aspergillaceae. Bases 1 to 1830 code for a protein of 609 amino acids. The transcript has 5 exons. Gene Ontology annotation, molecular function: medium-chain fatty acid-CoA ligase activity.